Molecule: messenger RNA, 381 nt
Organism: Bipolaris maydis ATCC 48331
Lineage: Eukaryota; Fungi; Ascomycota; Dothideomycetes; Pleosporales; Pleosporaceae
Source: RefSeq, a predicted model, not a curated record
AUGUCUGGCGUAAAUGCUCGGCACUGUCUACAAGCAAGUCUUUCCUCGCGCAUCUCCUUCACCCGGCCCCCACUGACCAUCGAUGACAGCGCGGUCCUCCGCAGCAACACCACCAUGUUGUUCACCGUCUUCGGUGCCGCUUUCGGCCUUCAGCUGGCGUUCGACACCUCCUCGGACAAGAUCUGGGACAGAGUUAACCGCGGCCGACAAUGGAAGGACAUCAAGCACCGAUACAUGGAGGCUGCCGAGGACGACGAGUAGGAAAAGCGACUAGACUACGACUCGAGCAUGAUAUAGACUUCUCUUUGCGGUUCUUGGGGACGGCCAAAGUCCAUGGCAGUGUAAUCUACAACAUGUGAAAUACCAAUUCAAGUUGGCAAU